CAUAGGCAGAAGCCAUUGGGAUUGGGAGCCAACAAUCAAAAGGAAAGAAGAAAGAAAGGUCAUUACACAAAAAGUGUGGCUAUAGUUGAAAGUUUGAAAAAAUUUGACAGUUAAAUUUGUCAGGAAUUGCAAAGAUGGCUUAUGUAAACAAUAUCCUUCAACCGCACGCAGUUAAUGUUUCAGAAUAUAUGAUACCAGAUUGGCUUAAUUCAGAACAGAGCACAGGGACAUCAAUCAUGGCGUGUGAGUUUAAUGGUGGCGUGGUGAUAGGUGCUGAUUCUCGGGGUACAACGGGAGCUUACGUCUCCAAUCGUUUUGCUGAUAAAUUGACGAGAGUAACAGAUUAUAUUUAUUGCUGCCGUUCUGGCUCAGCGGCAGAUACUCAGGCAAUUGCUGACAUUGUAGCUUAUCACUUAGGAUUGCAUCAGAUGGAGCUUGGAAUGCAGCCAUUGGUAGAAACUGCUGCUAAUGUAUUCCGUGAAAUAUGCUACAACUACCGAGAUUCCCUAAUGGCUGGGAUCCUAGUUGCAGGAUGGGAUAAGCAGAAAGGUGGUCAGGUCUACAGCAUUCCCAUAGGUGGUAUGUGUGUGAGACAACCGAUCUCGAUUGGGGGUUCCGGCUCGACAUAUGUAUAUGGAUAUGUAGAUGCUCAAUACAAACCCAAUAUGUCGAAAAAUGAGUGUCUCAAACUGGUAGAGAAUACACUUGCGUUAGCCAUGGCUCGUGAUGGUAGCAGUGGCGGUGUGAUACGAACUGGUGUGAUCACAGAGAAGGGAAUUGAGAGAAAAGUCAUACUGGGUAAUGAAUUGCCGCGCUUUUAUGAAGGGUGAAGAUUAUGUCAAUAUGUUUGUCGCGAUAUGUUUAAUGUAAGGUAUACAUAUAUUUCUAAAAGGUAUAUAUUUAUGCGAGAUACAUGCCGCAUUUGAUAAUUAUAAUAAAAGA
This is a messenger RNA of Temnothorax curvispinosus, 942 nucleotides long. RefSeq names its product proteasome subunit beta type-6 (gene Prosbeta1). The coding region runs from base 135 to 830 and encodes 231 amino acids. Gene Ontology annotation, cellular component: proteasome core complex. Lineage: Eukaryota; Metazoa; Arthropoda; Insecta; Hymenoptera; Formicidae. Gene Ontology annotation, molecular function: threonine-type endopeptidase activity. The transcript has 5 exons. The record is from RefSeq and is a predicted model, not a curated record.